This is a messenger RNA of Candida dubliniensis CD36, 1284 nucleotides long. It is a transcript of the gene LYS21, whose product is annotated as homocitrate synthase. Gene Ontology annotation, molecular function: homocitrate synthase activity. The record is from RefSeq and is a predicted model, not a curated record. Gene Ontology annotation, cellular component: mitochondrion. The transcript has a single exon. NCBI's taxonomy places the organism in Eukaryota, Fungi, Ascomycota, Pichiomycetes, Serinales, Debaryomycetaceae. Bases 1 to 1284 code for a protein of 427 amino acids.
AUGGUUGACGGAUACAAAGAAGUUUCAGAAUCAUUUGAUCGUUCCAAAUUUCAACAAAAUCCUUAUGGUCCUAACCCCGGUGAUUAUCUUUCCAAUGUUGGUAAUUUCCAAUUGAUUGAAUCAACUUUAAGAGAAGGUGAACAAUUUGCCAAUGCCUUUUUCUCUACUGAAACCAAAAUUGAAAUUGCCAAAGCCUUAGAUGAUUUUGGUGUUGAUUAUAUUGAAUUGACUUCUCCAGUGGCAUCAGAACAAUCCAGAAAAGAUUGUGAAGCCAUUUGUAAAUUAGGUUUAAAAGCUAAAAUAUUGACUCACAUUAGAUGUCAUAUGGAUGAUGCUAGAGUUGCCGUUGAAACUGGGGUUGAUGGGGUUGAUGUGGUUAUUGGAACUUCCCAAUUUUUAAGACAAUAUUCUCAUGGUAAAGAUAUGAAUUAUAUUGCUCAAAGUGCUAUUGAAGUUAUUGAAUUUGUUAAAUCUAAAGGUAUUGAAAUUCGUUUCAGUUCAGAAGAUUCCUUUAGAUCUGAUUUGGUUGAUUUAUUAAACAUCUAUCGUACUGUUGAUAAAAUUGGAGUUAACAGAGUUGGUAUUGCCGAUACUGUUGGUUGCGCUAAUCCAAGACAAGUUUAUGAAUUGGUAAGAACAUUGAAAUCAGUAGUGAACUGUGACAUUGAAUGCCAUUUCCAUAAUGAUACUGGUUGUGCUAUUGCGAACGCCUAUACUGCUUUAGAAGGUGGGGCCAGAUUGAUUGAUGUUUCCGUAUUGGGGAUUGGUGAAAGAAAUGGUAUUACUCCAUUGGGAGGGUUAAUGGCCAGAAUGAUUGCUGCUGAUCGUGAAUAUGUUUUAUCUAAAUAUAAAGUUCACAAAUUGAGAGAUAUUGAAAAUUUGGUUGCCGAAGCAGUUCAAGUCAACAUUCCCUUCAAUAAUCCAAUUACUGGGUUCUGUGCUUUUACCCAUAAAGCUGGUAUUCAUGCCAAAGCCAUUUUGGCCAACCCAUCUACUUAUGAAAUUUUGAGUCCAAGCGAUUUUGGUUUAACCAGAUAUAUUCAUUUUGCUAAUAGAUUGACCGGUUGGAAUGCCAUCAAAUCGAGAGUGGAUCAAUUGAACUUGCAUUUAACUGAUGAACAAUGUAAAGAAGUCACUAACAAGAUUAAGAAAUUGGGUGAUGUCAGACAAUUGAAUAUUGAUGAUGUGGAUUCAAUCAUUAAAGAUUUCCAUGCUGAUAUGUCAACACCACUUUUGAAAUCAAAUGGAGAGGGAGAACCAGAUGUUAAAAAACAAAAAGUUUAA